This is a messenger RNA of Apodemus sylvaticus (European woodmouse), 2620 nucleotides long. RefSeq names its product inactive 2'-5'-oligoadenylate synthase 1B-like. The transcript is spliced from 6 exons. Gene Ontology annotation, biological process: regulation of ribonuclease activity; defense response to virus; negative regulation of viral genome replication. The record is from RefSeq and is a predicted model, not a curated record. Gene Ontology annotation, molecular function: 2'-5'-oligoadenylate synthetase activity; double-stranded RNA binding. The coding region runs from base 1347 to 2495 and encodes 382 amino acids. Gene Ontology annotation, cellular component: cytosol; nucleoplasm; membrane. Lineage: Eukaryota; Metazoa; Chordata; Mammalia; Rodentia; Muridae.
GCUGACCUCCGGGAAAUCAUAGAUGACCUGUGUGAAGUCCUGAAGCACAAAUCCUUCCGGACCUCUUCCCGCCCACUGAGGGGCUCCAAGGUGGCGAAGGUCACGUCCAUUCCAGAGUCAGGGAAACUGAGGCCCAGAUCGGCAAAGCAUUGCUGGAGAGUGUGUCCUCAGUCCACACCCCGGGAUGGCAAGGACACAUAGAGUAAGUCAAAAGUGACACAGAGGACAGACCAGGACGCCGCCUGCUGUGUGACUGGAUUGAUGGACCCUCUCUGGGCUCGGUUCCCAGUCUGUCAAGUCGCAUUUCAUGACAACAACAACAGUACCUAACUCUCAGGCUCCAUGAAGGCUGCAGAAAUGAAGUUGUUUUCUUUUCUUCCUUUUUGUUUUUACUUGAUUUUAUUUUUAUAUUUUUAGUUCUGAGUGGGGACUCUGUAUGCAUUAGUGCAGGAUCUGUCAGGAUGGAAGAGUGGGUGUCAGGUCCCUUAGAGCUGCAGUUACAGAGGUGGCUGUGAGGCGGCCUAUUUGGGUGCUGGGAACUAAACUCAGUCAUCCGCAGGAACAGCAGACCCUUUUAACUACUGCCACACCUCUCUAUCCACAGAUGUGACGAUUUGUCAUGCCCUCUCUCAACAGUAGCUGUUGCUUGUGAGUGUUAGUGAUGAUUCUCAGCAUUUUAUUUAGGGAGGCUCUUCUCAGCAUGGAUUCUUCUUUUUAAAGUAUUUGUUUUACAGAUUCUGAUCACCUUUAUUAAUUUUUUAGUUUCUUUAUGAUGUCAUAUGCUAUUCUAUAUUAUACAAGGCCAUUUUUCUUGUAAGAAAAGUAUGUGAUUUGCAUAUAUUUCCUCCCAGCUAACAAUGCUAACAAUGGGAUCAUGGCUACAAUUUCAUAUAUCUGUAUUUAGUCAGUCUCCUUCCAAUCUCUACUAUCUUUUAUUUCACACCAGACCCUCCCCAGAGAGUCUCCAAUUGCAUGUCACAUGCAUACAGCUAAUGUGAACUCUACAUGAGAAUACAUGUGCUGUAGUGUCCCCCACAUUGCUCUUCCUUGCUCAUUUUCUUUAGACCUAUCCCCCACUCUCAUACACAGUUCCCCCUCCCCCCAACACACAGAUAAACAUGGAGUUUUCCCUUUGUAGUCUGGUUUAUCUUCUCUACCAGGAGGAGUUCCAGAACCCUCUAUUUUCCUACAUAGAUGUCACUCCUUAUGUCAUCCUGCUGUCACUCUUCAGGGCUGACUAGUAUUCCACUGCACAUGUGACAGCUUGCUCCAUCCAUCCAUCCAUCCAUCCAUCCAUCCCCCUCAGUGUUGGACUCUUGCUCUGUUCAGCAUCUGGACUGCCCAGCAUGGCUCCUCUGUCCCUUGUCAUUCUCAUCCUUGUCUUUCAGGGCGGCUCCUCAGGCAAAGGCACCGCGCUCAAGGGCAGGUCGGAUGCAGACCUGGUGGUGUUCCUUAACAAUCUCACCAGCUUUGAGGAUAGGUUAAAGCGACAGGUAGAGUUCCUUAAGGAAAUUAAGAAACAGCUGUGUGAGAUUCAGCAUGAGAGCCGGUUUGGAGUGAAGUUUGAGAUCCACAGUUUAUGGAGUCCCAACUCCCGGGCUCUGAGCUUCAAGCUGAGCGCCCCCUACCUGCAGAAGGAGGUGAAGUUUGAUGUGCUUCCAGCCUGUGAUUUCCUGGGUCAUCUUAGUAUCCCCCAGAGGCCUAACCAACAAUUCUACGCCAAUCUCAUCAGUGAGUGUACCUCCCUGGAGAAGGAAGGCGAGUUCUUCACCUGCUUCCUGGAGCUCCGGCGGCACUUCCUGAACUGGCGCCCACCCAAGCUCAAGAGCCUCAUCCGCCUGGUCAAGCACUGGUACCAUCUGUGUGAGGAGAAGCUGGGUGACCCACUGCCCCCACGGUACGCCCUGGAGCUGCUCACAGUCUACACCUGGGAGCGUGGGAGUAGAGUGACAAAAUUCAACACAGCCCAGGGCUUCCGGACCGUCUUGGAACUGGUCAUCAAGUACAAGCUGCUUCGAAUCUACUGGACAGUGUUUUAUGACUUUCUACACCCAGAGGUCUCCAGCUAUCUGCGCAGACAGCUCAGAAAAGCCAGUCCUGUGAUCCUGGACCCGGCUGACCCAAGAAAGAACGUGGCUGGUUCUAACCCAAAGGGCUGGCAGCGCCUAGCAGGAGAGGCUGCUGCCUGGCUGCGGUACCCGUGCUUUAAGUACAGGGACGGUUCCCCAGUGUGCUCCUGGGAUGUGCCGGUGAGAACGUGUCACCAUCCUCUCCAUUCCGCACCCUGCCCCUCCCCCCCUUGUUCUCUCUAUCUCUGUGGAGACUAUUCUCACAGAGACGUGCUCUCCGCACUCCUGUGGAGGCCAGCAGCUCCUCAUUCACAGCCAUUUUGGUGCUGUUCACAGAUGUCAUGGGCUCACAGGAGGGCUCAGUGGGCAAAGGCGCUUGCUGCCAACACAGAGGGCCUGGGUUUGAUCCCAGGACCCCUAUGGUAGAAGGAGAGAACGAAAUCCCCAGUUAUCCUCUGACCUUCAUCUCUGCUGUUACACACAUGGACAUGAGUACAUGCAUGCACACACACACACACAUACACAUAGGCACACACAGAUCACCUCCACAC